GUCUGUUGGAGGCCACGCGGUGGCGCUGCAGGCUAAAGAGACUGGAAAAAAGAACUAAAUUGAGAACACUGCUGAUGUCACUAACAAAAAAGAACGCCGCAGGUAGGCUGGGAGAAAACCGCAGCUACCCCAGAUUAGGAAAGGAACAAAAUCCCAGGUCCCUGCUACUACGUAGUGUAGAUUUGGAGUUUGCAACUGCAUUUUCCUUUAUGCUGGGAGCUGUGAUUGUGACCAAUAUUGACGAAAGACGUGUUCAAAAGAAGCUAUGGAGGCUGGAGGGUUGUGCUGCCCAAGACAAAGGCAAGUCCUGUUUCUCGUUCUGUUUGGGGGAGUAUACUUGGCAGGUUCUGGAUUUGGACAAUAUUCAGUGACAGAGGAAACAGAGAGAGGAUCAUUUGUGGUCAAUCUGGCAAAGGACCUGGGGCUAGGGGACCAGGAGCUGGUUGCAAGGGGAGCCCGGGUGGUCUUUGAUGAUAAUGAACAUCACUUGUUUCUGGAUUCUCAUACUGGGGAUUUGCUCACAAAUGAACAACUGGACCGGGAGAAGCUGUGUGGCUCCACAGAGCCCUGUAUGUUGUAUUUCCAAAUUCUAAUGAAUAACCCCUUUCAGAUUUAUCGGGCUGAGCUGAGGGUCAGGGACAUAAAUGAUCAUUCACCAGUGUUUCAGAACAAAGAAAUAGUCUUAAAAAUAUUAGAAAAUACAGCUGAAGGAACAUCAUUUCGACUAGAAAGAGCACAGGAUUCAGAUGGAGGACUUAAUGGUAUCCAAAACUACACCAUCAAUCCCAACUCUUUUUUCUAUGUUAAAAUUAGCGACAGUGAUGAAGAUAUGAUAUAUCCAGAGCUAGUGUUGGACAAGGCACUGGAUAGGGAGAAGCAGCAAGAGCUCGGUUUAACACUCACAGCACUGGAUGGCGGGUCACCACCCAGGUCUGGGACUGCCACUAUACGCAUUGUGAUCCUGGACAUCAAUGACAAUGCCCCAAAAUUUUCUCAGGCAAUCUACCACACCCAGGCUCCAGAGAACAGUCAAGUAGGAUCAAUUAUUGCUAAAGUCUCAGCAGAAGAUGUAGACUCUGGAGUCUAUGCAGACAUAUCCUAUUCAUUUUUUGAUGCUUCUGAAGAUAUUCGAACAACCUUUCAAAUAAAUUCUUAUUCUGGGGAAAUUAUUCUAAGAAUGUUGCUUGACUUUGAGAUAGUAAAGUCUUACAAAAUAAAUAUACAGGCAGUCGACGGUGGGGGCCUUUCUGCAAGAUGUAUGGUUUUGGUUGAGGUAUUAGACACCAAUGACAAUCCUCCUGAGCUGAUCAUGUCAUCACUUUCCAACCACGUUGCUGAGAAUUCUCCUGAGAGCAUACUGGCUGUUUUUAAGAUUAAAGACAGAGAUUCUGGAGAAAAUGGAAAGAUGCUUUGCUACAUUCAAGAUAAUCUGCCAUUUCUUCUGAGACCCUCUGUGGAGAAUUUUUACAUGCUAAUGACAGAAGGUGCGCUGGACAGAGAAAGCAAAGCUGAAUACAAUGUCACCAUCACCGUCACCGACCUGGGGUCACCCAGGCUAAAAACAGAGCACAACGUAACCGUGAUGGUCUCCGACGUCAACGACAACGCCCCGGCCUUCACCCAAACCUCCUACACGCUGUUCGUCCGCGAGAACAACAGCCCCGCCCUGCACAUCGGCAGCGUCAGCGCCACAGACAGAGACGCGGGUGCCAACGCCCAGGUCACCUACUCGCUGCUGCCGCCCCAGGACCCGCAGCUGCCCCUGGCCUCCCUGGUGUCCAUCAACGCGGACAACGGGCAGCUGUUCGCCCUGAGGGCGCUGGAUUACGAGGCCCUGCGGGUCUUGGAGUUCGGCGUGGGCGCCGUGGACCGCGGCUCCCCGGCGCUGAGCAGCCAGGCGCUGGUGCGCGUGCUGGUGCUGGACGCCAACGACAACUCGCCCUUCGUGCUGUACCCGCUGCAGAACGGCUCCGCGGCCUGCACCGAGCUGGUGCCCAGGGCGGCCGAGCCGGGCUACCUGGUGAGCAAGGUGGUGGCGGUGGACGGCGACUCGGGCCAGAACGCCUGGCUGUCGUACCAGCUGCUCAAGGCCACGGAGCCCGGGCUGUUCAGCGUGUGGGCGCACAACGGCGAGGUGCGCACGGCGCGGCUGCUGAGCGAGCGCGACGCGGCCAAGCACAGGCUGCUGGUGCUGGUCAAGGACAAUGGCGAGCCGCCGCUGUCGGCCAGCGUCACGCUGCACGUGCUGCUGGUGGACGGCUUCUCGCAGCCCUACCUGCCGCUCCCGGAAGCGGCUGCCGACGCGGCCCAGGCCGACCCGCUCACGGUCUACCUGGUCAUCGCGUUGGCGUCGGUGUCGUCGCUCUUCCUGUUCUCGGUGCUGGCGUUCAUCGCGGUGCGGCUGUGCAGGAGGAAUAGGGCCGCCUGGGUGGGUGGCUGCUCGGUGCCCGAGGGCCACUUUCCGGGCCACCUGGUGGACGUCAGCGGCACGGGGACCCUGUCUCACAGCUACCAAUAUAAGGUGUGUCUGACGGGAGGCUCAGGGACCAGCGAGUUCAAGUUCCUCAAACCCAUUGUCCCCAAUAUUCAGGCACAGGGCCCUGGGAGCACUAGUGAAGAAAAUCCCACCUUCCGAAAUAGCUUUGGAUUUACUUUUCAGUAAAAAUUCUUUUUAUGUUUUCAUGUACUUUCGAAGUAUUAUACAAUCAUAUUAGUUUAGUUUUAAAAUUUCAAGUUAAAGAAUUAUUCUACUUCGAGUCUAAUUUUAAAGUAUUAUAAGUUUGUUUUUGUUAUUUCAUCCUUGUUUGCACUAUUAAACAGCUUUAAUUAGUACCAUUUCUAAACAGUAUUUUAAAGGUUUACUACUUUCAAAAUGUACAAUGAUUUAACUUUUAUUAUAUUUCAUUCUAGAAAACUGAGAUUUUGAUACUUCUAGUAUAUUUCACAGACUACAUCUCAUAAUUCUCCCCAUACCUCUAUUGUAUUUCCUUCAUUUAAGAAGACAUAUCUGUACUUCUGACCUUGUUCUAACAUUGUCUAAUCAUGUUAGAAAUCCAUGGCAUUUGGUUCUAAAUCAUAGCAUUUAAAAAGAAAUAUUUCUUUAUUAUUCUACUUAUGAUAAAAUGAAACAUUAUUCUGUGAGUGAUA
This is a messenger RNA of Pteropus alecto (black flying fox), 3147 nucleotides long. Its product is annotated as protocadherin beta-10. Gene Ontology annotation, molecular function: calcium ion binding. Lineage: Eukaryota; Metazoa; Chordata; Mammalia; Chiroptera; Pteropodidae. Gene Ontology annotation, biological process: homophilic cell-cell adhesion. The record is from RefSeq and is a predicted model, not a curated record. Gene Ontology annotation, cellular component: plasma membrane. Bases 266 to 2662 code for a protein of 798 amino acids. The transcript has a single exon.